This is a messenger RNA of Ochotona princeps (American pika), 2089 nucleotides long. RefSeq names its product presenilin 2 (gene PSEN2). Gene Ontology annotation, cellular component: cell surface; perinuclear region of cytoplasm; neuronal cell body. Gene Ontology annotation, biological process: amyloid-beta metabolic process; membrane protein ectodomain proteolysis; protein processing. The record is from RefSeq and is a predicted model, not a curated record. Lineage: Eukaryota; Metazoa; Chordata; Mammalia; Lagomorpha; Ochotonidae. Gene Ontology annotation, molecular function: aspartic endopeptidase activity, intramembrane cleaving. The coding region runs from base 646 to 1992 and encodes 448 amino acids. The transcript has 11 exons.
AGCGCGGCUGGGGCGCAGUGGCGAAGCAGGUGAGCGCAGUGGCCCUGCCUGUCGCCAGUGGCUCGGGGCCCGGGGUGGAGCUGCGUGGCCGGUGGGCUGGGCCUGCCCUUCCAGCCCAGCGCCUGGGGGCCGGGCGUCCCUGUCGCUUCCCAGUCGGGGUGCUGGCCGCUGCGCGCCUCACUCCUGCCCUCUGUGGGAAGCACAGUGCUGGGAGCAGAGCCGGAAGUGGAGCCAGGUGGAGCUUGGCACCAGGCACUGGGCUCGGCCAGACCGUGCCCCCUCGCCCUCCCAGGCUUUUAAAGGCACAGUGCACGUGAGGUUUGGAGGCCUGGGGAGCCGGGCAUUUUGCACUGCCCUCUCGCCUGGCCCUCACUUGGGUGCAGUCCUCUCGGCCAGCAGCUCCAGGCCGUGGACACUGUUUUGCGGAGAAGGUGGUGGGAGCCAGCUUUCCUUAGCAGCUGGAGCCGGCUGUUUUAUCAGGCCUUCGCAGCUGUGGAGGAGGCGCCUGGAAUCCAGCUUCCGGAGCAGAAGGGGCCUGAAACCGAAGCUCGUCCGCAUCCCCGAAGGGUACUGAUGAAGAAGCAGAGACUGCAGAGCUAAAGUGACUUCCCUCAAGGUCGCCCAGGUGCUUCCCAAGGGAGGGUCAUGCUCAUGUUCAUGGCCUCUGAUAGUGAGGAAGAAGUGUGCGACGAGCGGACAUCCCUGAUGUCAGCGGAGAGCCCCACGCCACGCUCCGGCCAGGAGGGCAGGCAGGGCCCGGAGGAUGGAGAGGGUGCAGCCCAGUGGGGAAACCAGGAGAACGAGGAGGACUGUGAGGAAGAGCCUGAUCAGUACGUGUGCAGUGGGACCCCCGGGCGGCCACCAGGCCUGGAGGAGGAGCUGACACUCAAAUAUGGAGCCAAGCACGUGAUCAUGCUGUUUGUGCCAGUCACACUGUGCAUGAUCGUGGUGGUAGCCACCAUCAAGUCUGUGCGCUUCUACACAGAGAAGAAUGGACAGCUCAUCUACACACCCUUCACUGAAGACACACCCUCAGUGGGCCAGCGCCUUCUCAACUCCGUGCUGAACACCCUCAUCAUGAUCAGCGUCAUCGUGGUCAUGACCAUCUUUCUGGUGGUACUCUACAAGUACCGCUGCUACAAGUUCAUCCAUGGCUGGCUGAUCAUGUCCUCCUUGAUGCUGCUCUUCCUCUUCACCUACAUCUACCUCGGGGAGGUGCUGAAGACCUACAACGUGGCCAUGGACUACCCGACCCUCUUUCUGACCGUCUGGAACUUCGGGGCAGUGGGCAUGGUGUGCAUCCACUGGAAAGGGCCUCUGGCCCUGCAGCAGGCCUACCUCAUCAUGAUCAGCGCACUCAUGGCCUUGGUGUUUAUCAAGUACCUCCCCGAGUGGUCGGCCUGGGUCAUCCUCGGCGCCAUCUCUGUGUAUGAUCUCGUGGCUGUGUUGUGUCCCAAAGGGCCUCUGAGAAUGCUGGUGGAGACAGCCCAGGAAAGGAAUGAGCCCAUAUUUCCUGCUCUGAUCUACUCAUCUGCCAUGGUGUGGACAGUGGGCAUGGCAAAGCUGGACCCCUCUUCCCAGGGAGCCCUGCAGCUCCCCUACGCCCCAGAUAUGGAAGAAGACCCCUAUGACAGCUUUGGGGAGCCAUCGUACCCUGAAGUCUUUGACCCCUCACUGCCUGGCUACCCCGGGGAGGAGCUGGAGGAAGAGCAAGAACGAGGGGUGAAGCUCGGCCUGGGAGACUUCAUCUUCUACAGCGUGCUCGUGGGCAAGGCGGCAGCCACCGGUAGCGGGGACUGGAACACCACGCUGGCCUGCUUUGUGGCCAUUCUCAUUGGUUUGUGUCUGACCCUCCUGCUGCUUGCCGUGUUCAAGAAGGCGCUGCCAGCUCUCCCCAUCUCCAUCACGUUUGGGCUCAUCUUCUAUUUCUCCACCGACAACCUCGUGCGCCCUUUCAUGGACACCCUGGCCUCCCAUCAGCUCUACAUCUGACAGAUGCAGGAGUCCCCAGGAAGCUGGACACUGUAGGAAAUGGCCCCAGCUGUUUAGUUUGACACUCUAGUGCCAUAUAUUUUUAAGACUUUUCUUU